AUGGAGCCGCCGGACGGCAAUGUUCCGGCGCGUGUAGACCACCAGAGAGAUCCCAAGGCCAGUACGAGUCAGAUACCAGAAGGAAUUCCAACAAAACUCUCUUAUGCAAACACUAUCAACUCCACCCCAAACCCAACUAAGCAAGAGCGGGAAUCAGUGAUAGCGAGAAGAACAACCCAUAAUGGCAUGCCAACGGUGUUUUUUAAGACCAAGGAUUACUAUGGAGUCAUGGCUGCGGAAUGCAGGAGAAUGAAUGUGGGGAGAUUUCUGAAAAUCCGCCCCCAAAUUGAGAAAAUUAGGUCAAGGUUCCUGGAGAGAUUUCCAUUGAAGGGCUCGGUCAACAUUGGAGUUUAUGAUAACAACAAUGUCUUUCUAGGCUUCACAAAUGAUGAGGACUAUAGCACGGUGUGGUACAGAAGAUCAGUGGACAUUGAAGGAAAUCAAAUGUGGCUACAGAAAUGGAGCCCAGACUUCAAACCAGAGGAGGACAUGCCCAUAGUUCUGGUAUGGGUUAAUCUUCCUAGAUUACCGUUCCAUCUACAUACAUGGCACUAUGUGAAACAAAUUGUAAGUGACGCUGGCACUCCGCUGGAAAUAGACAUAGCUACACGAGGGAAAAAUAGGCCUAGUAUGGCUAAGGUAAGACUAGAAGUAGAUUUGCUCAAGCCUUUGCUAACUAGUGUUUGGGUGGGAGAUGAAGAUGAUAACUCCCCUCUGAAAGGAUUCGAGCAGAAACUGGAGUAUGAUAAUGUACAAAAAUAUUGCAAACACUGCAAGAAGCUGGGACACUCGAUGAUGAAUUGUCGAUCCUUGGAGAGAAGAAGAGCUAAUGAAGUCAAGGAAGUAGAGGCAAAAGACAGUGAAACAAUUGCAGCAGGAAAAAAUUUAGAAAGGGACAAAAUUGUAGUCGAAAUGAGCAAGGGAGAACCAAAUGCUAAUGACAAACAGCAGCAGGGACUUCAAGUCAGGCAGAAGGAAGUAAGCAAUAAAGACAAGAUUGAUUACGACAAAGAUAAUGAGAAGGAGGAGGCCAAGGCAUCUGUGAAUACGAGAACAAAGCAAAAGAAAGGCAAGAAGGCAAGGAAAAUAAGAAGGAAAAGAAGCAAAGUGAUCUUUAAAACAACCAAAAAGAGGACCGAGAGAAGGGAAAUUCCUAAGCAAAUACCAAUCCAAAGUGUUAACGAAAUUACUGAUGAAAUUAAUGAAAAUUGGGAAAGCUCAAAAGUAGGGGAACAAGAGGUGAAACAACAGGGAACCAACUCACCAAGGGAGAAUGACAAUAAAGAUGAUAACUCGUGCCAUACACCUCAAAGUAGGAGACCUCAAAACACAGAACUGGAAGAUGAACAAGUGGCGAAGCAGAACGACAACACACAAAGGGUGGAGGAAAUAGAACUAGGGACAUCCAGUUUUGACACAGCCAUCAGAUAUCAGCAAGGAAUCCACCUUGUUGUGGAGUUGAAUGAGGGAUACAAUAUGCCACAAGAAAGAGAUAAAGAAGAACUAGGCAAUGUAGGAGACUCUGAGAUCGUAAAAGAACAGGCAAAAGAAGUUUUAAAUGAUUCAGAUCACAAGAUGACUGGAAGUUCAAACAAAGAGGACUGCUUACCAACAAGAAAGAGGAAGAAGUCAGCAGAUGAGGGAAGGCAGAAACAAAAGGAACAAAGAGAUAACUCCCCCUAA
Molecule: messenger RNA, 1683 nt
Organism: Nicotiana attenuata
Lineage: Eukaryota; Viridiplantae; Streptophyta; Magnoliopsida; Solanales; Solanaceae
Exons: 1
Coding region: 1-1683 (560 amino acids)
Source: RefSeq, a predicted model, not a curated record